Messenger RNA from Protopolystoma xenopodis, 669 nucleotides. The record is from the annotation of a GenBank genome assembly. Lineage: Eukaryota; Metazoa; Platyhelminthes; Monogenea; Polystomatidea; Polystomatidae.
AAAAUGAUUACACAAUUAGGUACCUGUCCUUUUUCAUGUUAUGCAAGAUUUCCUAAACUGACCGAGCAGUAUUUUAUCAAUACUCGAUGGCCUUCCGUCGAAAUGAUUGUUCCUCUAGUUGGAGAUGAUCGUUACUUUCUAAUGCUUUAUCGCGAACUUUACUAUCGACACAUCUACGCUCACAACACUACUGGCCUCUCAGUCGAUGAUAUGCGCAACUCAUUUGCCAACUACUGUUCACUUUUUGCUGAACUCUUAGAUGCAUCGAAACCUUUGUUACUUGAGCUUCCCUGUCAGUGGUUAUGGGAUAUUAUUGAUGAGUUCAUCUACCAGUUUCAAAAAUUCACUAUAUUUCGUUCGCGCUCCAAGCACAAGCCAGAUGAAGAGGCAUUACUCAAAGAAAAUCACAAAGUUUGGAGCAUCCACAGUGUUCUUAACAUCCUGCAUAAGCUUGUAGAGAAAUCAAAUAUCAAUGAACAAUUACAGUACUACGCUACAUCAUCUGAUCCUGACCUGGUUGCUGGCGAGUUUGGUUCGUGCCCCGUUUAUAAGAUGUUGGGAUUCUUCAGUCUUAUUGGAUUGUGCCGUUUGCAUGUUCUGCUUGGGGACUAUUUCAAAGCACUCCGUUUUCUCAAGCAUAUUGAUCUCAGUCGCAUAGUAAGUUUUUAA